This is a messenger RNA of Porites evermanni, 2412 nucleotides long. The record is from the annotation of a GenBank genome assembly. NCBI's taxonomy places the organism in Eukaryota, Metazoa, Cnidaria, Anthozoa, Scleractinia, Poritidae.
AUGUCCCAGGUUCAGCGUCACUUCGGAAUAGAUCUGAUCCAGGCAGCCAAAAAUGAACUGGCUUUUCUUGAAGAGGUAGCAAAAUACCCAAAUCUUCGUGCUGGGCCACUUCUAAGAGAGGCCAUCAGGAGGUAUGAGCAACUGUGGUUGCCUCUUGCUGCAAGGCAUAACACUCAUUCCCAGAUGGCGGCUCCUUUGGACAUUGCAUGGGUGUGGCAUGUACACAUGCUUGCCCCGUAUCACUACGAAAAGGAUUGCACCAAUGUAGUAUCCAAAUUGGUCGAUCACUCUCCUUUAGACGUCACACAAAGACAGGAAGGUCUUCAAAAUGCAAAAUGUCUCUGGCAAAAUGCCUACCCAGCCAAACCCUUUGAAGUUGAUCUGAACAACCCUCCAACAGUUGUCAUAAAUUAUCAAUCUAGAAUACAGUACAAACUGGAGGAAGCUUGUUUACGCCAGUUCAAAUUCUACUACCAAGUUUCGUUACCCCAUUACAGAGAUGACCAGUUCCUCUCACAGGCAGUUGAUCGUUAUGAACAUCAUCUUCAUCUGAAAAGUCAGCAUCUGAACGUUUUUAUGGUUCCAUGUUAUGAUUUUGACCUGAUUUGGCACGUGCAUCAACUUCAUCCAGUGAAUUACAGGCAUGCAACAGAGAUGAUUCUGGGAAAGCCCCUGCAUCACAACGAUACUGAAACAAGUCGAACGCCAGGGUCUAAGUUGUACAAUUCUGAAAUAAAAACAAGGGAAGUCUGGGCAGCAAGUGGCAAAAGUUUUUUCAAGCCAGGAGCCAUGUACAGAGGUGAUCCACUAGAGCCAAGACCACCAAGAAGCAAAUGGUUUUAUGCUGUCCUCGCACGUUCAGAAUAUCCAUGCGAAUUCAAAAGCAUUGACGCACAGGGACUACAGCGAAAAAAGACAUUUGUUGUUCGGUUGGUAAAUAUAUUCCGCAGAAAACUAUUUUCGCAGAAAUUCAAAGGGGAUUCUAAAGCAAGUAAUCCGCGUGCUAAAAAGUUUACUUUUGACAAUGGGGACAAAAAUUCAGUUAAUGUUCGCCUUUACAGAAAGAAACUGUUUGGGGAGAGGUUCAUUGCGCAGGAAAAGUUGAAUCUUCUCCCCUACCUUGAAGAUGUGCCAUUCGUCGACCAUGCAGUAGGACCUUAUCAGCAAAUCACAAUUGAUGUUCCCCUGGUCAGUUAUCCAGAGCAGUAUGUGGCAAAGGUAACCGUGGGGAUUGAUUACCCAACUAUUGUCAAAUACAGCUUUCAAAUUCAAGCUGAAAAAGAUUUUACAUAUUGCGCCCAUCCGUCAAUGAUUCUGAGUUAUCCGCUGCUGACAGUAAUUUCACCAAAUGAUCUUUGCAAGCCAUCUGUCCCUUGCGAAUAUUCCAUUCAUCCUGUAUUAGACUGGAGAGAGAAUCAGGUCUUCCGUUGCCGAGUUGUUCAUUCAACGGAUGCACUUUUGUCUGCUGCUGAGAUCAUCAGUGUUCAUGGAAAGGUGGUGGCAACCAGCCAUACAAUCGGGGCUAGUACACUUCCAGAGAAAGGCGACAUACGAGAUCAUGAAAACAGCGUCUACCUUGAACAGAAGAAAGGUGAGAGAGCGAUGCUUAUCCGAGGUCAGAAAGACUGGGCGAUAUGCAUUGGUAGAUGGCAGUGGACGCCUAAAGUCAUCGGUACAAGAAAUUCAAAGGCACAACACUAUGUCAAAAUAAGAGUCUUCAAGCUGUUUGGCCAGUGUGGCUGGUGUUCUGUUCGCAAAUACGAAAACGGAUUGUUCAUAAUCAAGGUUGAUUCUGACACCAUGGUGAGAAUAGAUCUUAAGGAGAAUAAAGUUGUAUUAUCUCCUCGAGCCCAGGAUAUUCCAGAGUUACUGGCCUUGGCGUUUUCAGUGUCUAUCUUGUAUCUUCUAUGUACACCUUACGAGCCAAAACCGCCCCUGGAACCCAUGCCCUCACUAGCUAAAGGCUCCAACAACAGCGUAGUAUCUCCUUCUUUUCACAGUGCUGGUUACUUCAGCAAAAGGGUGCCAACCAACGUGUUUCUCUCAGUGACAGGAAAAGGCUGCAGGAUCACUUACCAAGCCCUUUCUCAACUUAACUUUUACGAUUUCUACAAUGAUUUCAGCUACGUCUGGGGCGAAGAUUCCGCACAAGUAGAAGCUGAUAGUUACUGGGUUGGGGCGGGUUUUGAUUCAGGAGGAGGUGGGUGCUUCAGUGAUACCGGAAGUGGAGGUUGUGUGGGAGGGGAUGGUGAUGGUGGAGGGUGUGUUGGCGGUGGUGGAGGCUGUGUUGGUGCAGAUGGUGGUGGUGGUGAUGGAGGAGGGUGUGGUGCUGGCGGCGGAUGUGGCGGAGGAGGAGGGUGUGGUGGGGGUGGAGGAUGCGGCGGGGGUGGUGGCGGAGGUUGUGGAGGAUGA